AUGGCCACGCAGACACUCCACGCCCAUGCCAGGCAAGGCUCCAAUACGAGCUCGACGAUGUCCAUGGGCAUGUCGUACCCGCCUGCGCCUGGCUCACCCACUCUGACGAAUCCCGAUAUGAUUCUACCAGACUACGGCGGCGGCUCCCCUGACCGAUCCGAAUCGCCCCUCAUGAUGUGGAAGAAUGCCCAUGCAAGCGAUGCCAACUAUCAGUCUUCCUCCCUGAACCACUUUGGAUCAGGGCCCAUUACGCCCACAACGCCCAUCAUCUACGGUAACGGCACAAUGCUGUCCGAUAUUGGCGAGGUGACCGAGGUCGAAAGCACCGUCGGCAAGCCUUCCUGGCCCAUUGCUCCACGUCGCCAUGUUACACAGCCCGAUUCAACAAAAGACACCAUGCUGCAGCCCUCACCCUCCGUGGGUCUUGAUGCAAUGAAGAGGCGUGCCAAGGUCCAACAAUUGAGGCGUGCAUCCAUCGACUCGACAAGCACCGUCACCACGCAGGGCAACAAUGGCCAUUUUGCCGACUUUGACGACGAUGUCAGCGUUGACGACAGUAAUUUCCAGGGUGAUGAUGAAGAAAGCGUUGCCGAGUCGCAUAUCGACGACACCACUGCCCGGCAGGCCAAAUUUAUGCCCUUGCCUCCGGGCCAAGGCUUGGGAAUGAACAACGAGAAUAGACACUCUACAGUCUCCAUCAGUCAGAAGGCGGAAGAGAUCCUAGCCAAUGCUAAGAAGAGGCUAACGACCAUGGAAGGGAACUUGUCGAGAGCACGCACAUCACUCGACACGGUCUCUACGCCUCCACACUCUUCUGUCGGAUCAGGAACCCCAUCCCCCCCAAUUGCGAGGUCUGCUUCUGCAGCCACGUCUCCCAGUUCCGCACCAGGGCACUUCCGCAUGAGGAGCGAAGUAGAAACUAACAGUGACAACGCUGGAGACUACACCAAACGGUCGGCUAGUGCUCUUGGUGCUGCAGGAGGAUAUCGACAGCCUCUUCCUGGGUCUCACAGCAUGGGUGAUCUCGGUCGCCCCUACGUCCGGUCGAAGAUUUCACAGCAACCAAUGUUGAGCACAGGGCUCGAGCCUUUGGGGGAGGAGAACGACCCACAGAUGCAAUCGAAACGUGACAGCGCUGUGCUCGACGCCUUUUUGAGCCCAACAUUCGGUCCUUAUACGCAGCAUCAACCAGACAAGGGCUUGACCCGAUCGGCUUCAGUCAUGCAGAUGCGGGAUAUCAAGGACCAGGUGUCCGAUCUGAAGGGGAAGAUCUCUUCGCUGCGAGAACAGGCACGAGCGGACAGUCUGAAACGGCGGAGUCUGCAAAGCCUGCGAACACCUAGUCCUUUCACGCAUGCAGGGACCGACCAGUGGUACGCUGGUACCAUCAAGCCAAAGAGGUCUGACGCCUCUUUCACACCUCUGGGGAGGAACCCUUGGAAUGGCGAAAUGGAAAGCGUUGACGGGGAACGCAUGGCGCAAGCGGAGACACAUGCAGCCCAGGAGUACGCCAUUGCUCCGACUGCCGCUUUGGAUGAGCAAGAUGACGCUGAAUCGGUGAUCAGUGAUUACGUAGCGGCACAAGAAGCCCUUCGCGCAGAGGACCGACUCCAAACCGACUCGGACGGGCAGGAGGAGUACGCAGACGAUGUUGAUGACAUGCAGACAGAGGACGGAUUCGAAGACGCUGAAGAGGGUACCUUUGGCGACUGGGACAGCGAAAGUGGAGAAUCUCUAUACCAUGAUGCGCCGCAGACAGCCGUGUCUCACGAAGACCGAGAGGAUGCUUUCGAUUACGAGCAUUUCUUCCUACACAGCGCCAUGGGAUCAUUCAGUCAGAAGCGCAUGAAGCGGAGAGGCAGCAGCAGUAGCUUCAGCUCCGAGGAUUCGGUUGAGACGACGCGCGGCCCGAGCACCUCAAAUGCGGAUCAAGUUGAAGCAACACUGCGCCGCAGAGGCAGCGGCGACACCAUGUCUACGAUGGACUCAUUUGCAACCGCCACCGAAGGCCAAUCCAGCAGGAAAAAUAGCGACGGAGAAGACGAACCCCAAUUUGCUGUGGCCAGGACGACCGAUGUACGAACCGAGAGCCCCUUGACAGCUACACGGGCAUCGUUCGGACCGGGCAUCAGCGAAGACAGCUCUUUCAGUGUGCAAACAUCAGCGAGGCCGAUGCGCCAGCGCGCCAGCUCCGUUAUAUAUUCGCGACCUCUGAACCGACCUGCAGCCUCGAGAAGCCGACCGUCAAUCUCCUCUCUGGACUCACCUGCAACACAGCGCAGUUUUCCCUUGGUCAAUAGACGGACCUUCAACGGCGUGCCCACGCCCCAGGGCACACCGCAAGGAUCGCCCGACCCGGCGCUGAAGAGUUUGGCUGAGAGCUUGAUGAACGACACGGCAAGCAUCUGCGGCAAGGAUGGCGAGACAGGGGACAAUGUCGCUAUACAACAACUGGCCAAGGAAGAUCAAAUUCUUGUCGAGCGACUCGUGGCCAGCCUUGGCAAAUGUGUCCUCGGGCUCAGUGAGUCGGGCAGGGCAUCGGCAGAGAGCCGCAUGUACAGGCGACGCAUCGAUGCGGCGAGAAAGCUCCUCGAGGGCUUGGAGUCGAUUUAA
Messenger RNA from Verticillium alfalfae VaMs.102, 2613 nucleotides. RefSeq lists its product as hypothetical. NCBI's taxonomy places the organism in Eukaryota, Fungi, Ascomycota, Sordariomycetes, Glomerellales, Plectosphaerellaceae. Bases 1 to 2613 code for a protein of 870 amino acids. The record is from RefSeq and is a predicted model, not a curated record. The transcript is spliced from 2 exons.